This is a messenger RNA of Cucurbita maxima (winter squash), 745 nucleotides long. Its product is annotated as E3 ubiquitin-protein ligase CCNB1IP1 homolog. The record is from RefSeq and is a predicted model, not a curated record. Bases 393 to 713 code for a protein of 106 amino acids. NCBI's taxonomy places the organism in Eukaryota, Viridiplantae, Streptophyta, Magnoliopsida, Cucurbitales, Cucurbitaceae. The transcript is spliced from 7 exons. Gene Ontology annotation, biological process: chiasma assembly.
UUCCCGCCAAAUUCGAUCUUCUAUUCAUCGACCGGAGAUUUUUGAUUUCUCUUUUCUUCAGUAUUUUCAAGCGUUUAUGCUCUAUGAUUGUUCAGAUUCGCAUUUCUAAUUGAACACGGGAGAAGGCUGAAGAUCGGGACCGUAUUUGUUUCCGAGGAUUUCGAGGGUCUACGAUUUCCUUAGCCAUGGAAUUAGAGGUUACUUCUGAAGGUUCAUUAUGAAAUGCAAUGCUUGCUGGAGGGAACUUGAAGGGCGAGCUAUCUCCACAACUUGUGGUCACCUGUUGUGCAUAGAAGAUGCAAGCAAGAUCCUUACCAAUGAUGGAGCAUGCCCCAUUCGUGAUCAAGUUCUUUCUAAAAGCCUCAUGAAACCUGUGGAUAUCAAUCCAAACGAUGAAUGGGUCAAUGUGGUUGGCCGGUAUAUCUCCUCAGAUAUUGAUGAAAAGUGCAUAUAGAAGUGUAAUGUUCUAUAUUGGACAAAAGGAACUGGAGAUGCAGUACAAGAUGAACAGAAUCGUGGCUCAAUGCCGACAGAAAUGUGAGGUUAUACAAGAAAAGUUCACCGAGAAACUGGAGCAGGUGCAUGCUGCAUACCAAAAAAUGGCCAAAAGAUGCCAGAUGAUGGAGCGAGAAAUGGAGAAUUUAUCCAAAGACAAACAAGAGCUACAGGAGAAGUUUGCUGAUAACUCCAGACUGGCUGGUUUCCGCUCCUGAAACUCUAGGGCCAAGAGAAGAAAUAUGGCCGG